UGCUGAUCGUAAUUGCAAACAUCCGAGGCAUGGCUCUUCUCAUUGUGUAUAAAAGCAAGUGUACCUAUCUCUAGCACUUGGUACAAUACUUUCCAAGUGUAGCUGCUUUGAUUCCCCAACACAACGUUCCACACUGUGAGACCUGUAGUUAUCCAAAAUGGCCUAUCCACCUGCCGCUGACUUGCGUCAAAAACUGGCCGAACAUCCGCUACCAACUGUUGCUGUGACGGCUCUCGACCCCGCAUCCCUUACGCCAGAAGAGACAGCAAAGAUCGCAAACAAUGUCUUAACAGUCUUCAACAAGGCAAUCUCAACCAGAGACAUAACUGCUCUUAGGAACUGCUUAUUUGCUGAGCAGGCCUUAUGGAAGGAUUCAUUGGCGCUGACUUACCAUCUGCGAACCUUCUCAACACCGGCCGUGAUAGCAGCACAUCUGCUGGAAACCACCAAGUUGCGCGGUGCUCAUGGUUUCGGUCUUGAGUUCGUCCAUUUCCUGCCUGUCUCUCCAACCCUGCAAUUCAUCGACUGCAGUCUGUCGCUCAAGACAACCUCUCCCGCUGCAACAUGUACUGGACGCAUGUUACUGCUGCCUGUCGAAGGCAGCGGGGGUCUGGAAUGGAAGAUCUGGGUUCUGAGUACAAGACUCGAGAGUCUGGAUGCGCACCCCGAAGAUGAGACUCUUCUGCAUACCCCUUCGACGUUAGCAGAUGGUGGCGAUGAUGUGAAGACAGACGUCUUUAUUAUUGGGGGUGGAAAUGGUGCUGUAACCCUCGCCUCUCGCCUCAAGGCUCUUGGGGUUGAAAGCGUGAUGGCCGACCGGAACGCCAACUCAGGCGACAACUGGGCUCUCCGCUACGAUAGCUUGAAGUUCCACGUGCCGACUGCAAUGUGUGACAUGCCUUAUCUGCCGUACGGCGAAGACCUCAAAGGUUCACAUCUACUAACGCGAGACGAGCUCGCAAACCAAGUUCGUCAGUAUGUCAAAGAGUUCAACUUGAACAUGAUCACCUCGUCCCAGAUCCAGUCCACCCAAUACGACCAGGCAACGAGACGAUGGACCGUGAAGUUGAAGACCCCAAGCGGUCUACGAACAGUGAGGUCAAAACACCUUGUGCAAGCAACGGGAUUUGCCUCGCAAAAGCCUCGACUCCCUGAUAUUGCAGGCAAGGAGAUAUACAAGGGCAUUAGCCUGCACUCCAAGGAGUACAAGAACCCAAAGGUCUCUCUUCAAAACAAGGGCGCCAAGUCUGUCCUCAUCAUUGGUUCAGCCAACACGGCCAUCGACAUCCUCAAUGACUGCCAAACCGCCGGCCUGGACACAACAAUCCUUGCCCGCUCCCCGACAUAUGUCCUUCCGGUAGGGUACGUAAUGGAUCCGCGUAGCUUUGGGCUGUUCAACCAGCUAGACACAGAAACAUGUGACAGGGCUUUGAUGUCGUUUCCCACGUGGGUAGAGUGCAACAUGGCGCACGGAUUGCUUGCCAUGUUGGCGUCUCAAGAGCCGGACAGAUACAAAAGGGUGGCCAAGGCUGGCUUCCCGGUCAUUGACAGUGCUCACCCUGACGCAUGUCUGAUGCACAAUCUUGUGGAGAGAGGCGGGGGACAUUAUGUUGAUAUCGGUGGCUUGGAGGUGAUCGCGGAGGGAAAGGUGGGUGUGAUAUCGAGUGUUGAGCCAGUGGCGUACACGGAGACUGGGCUGAGGCUUUCUGAUGGAAGGACGGCGGAGGCGGACAGUAUUAUCUGGUGCACUGGGUUUUCCGACUUGAACGCUCGGGAUACAGUGUUUGAGGUUUUGGGUGGUGAGAAUGCGGCUGAUGGGGAGGAACAGGAUUCGAACUUGCUGGGUCCGAGAGAGAUCGCGAACAAGGUUGACGCCACGUUUGGUGUCGAUGAGGAGGGGGAGAUCAGGGGGUUGUGGAAACGACAAAGAGGAAUCGACAACUUUUGGUUCAUGGGUGGGCAAACCCAGCAUCAUCGGUAUCACUCCAAGACUGUGGCUCUGCAAAUCAAGGCUGAACUUGAGGAAACAAUUCCUGUUUUCCUGAAUUCUAACGUUCAAAUAUCUGGUAUUCAGAAUCAAGACAUUGCAAUGCGCCCAAAACACCAUAGCUUAGCCUCCAAAACACCUUACCCUCCAAAAGUCCCUUGUUCCCUCAAAGGUACUCCCGUACAUGCACGCUGUGCCAUGCUGCAAUUGUUCUGA
Molecule: messenger RNA, 2203 nt
Organism: Podospora pseudocomata
Lineage: Eukaryota; Fungi; Ascomycota; Sordariomycetes; Sordariales; Podosporaceae
Exons: 6
Coding region: 158-2203 (681 amino acids)
Molecular function (GO): monooxygenase activity; flavin adenine dinucleotide binding
Source: RefSeq, a predicted model, not a curated record